AGCUGAAAAAAUAUCAAUGAAACAGUUGUCCAUGCACAAUCACAUGUUUUAUUAGUGCUACAACGCAUGCAUGUACUCUUCUGCUUUUGGCUGCUUUCAAUGUAAUUCCAACAGGCAAAUUUCUAAGAAAUCACUGACGGUGCUACCACUUCGGAUUCUGCAUCUUCUAUAAAUUCCCUACAAAUUAGUAAGCAUUUCUGGGCGUACCAAAACCUGUACUGCUAUACAACAUAUCACAGAGAAACCUUUGACCAAAUGUCCCAAAGAUUAGCCAAAGUUCCCAAAGAGGGAGCGACACAGCAAAGCAAGAUAAGAUUAGUCCUAUUCCCUCUACCCUUGCAAGGCCAUAUUACACCAAUGUUCCAUCUAGCCACUCUUCUCCACUCAAAAGGUUUCUCAAUAACUAUCACCCAAACAAAAUAUAAAUCUCUUGAUCCUACCCUAUUCCCGCACUUCACCUUUCACCUCCUAGAUGAUGGCUUGCCUGAUAAUGCCACAUUCGAUCCAAAUAAUCACACCAUGAUCCUAGACACCCUAAACACAAACUGCUCAGAACCGUUCAGAAAUUGCUUAACCCAGAUUUUGAGCAAGGAGCCCAUUGCUUGCCUUAUUACAGAUCCUAUGUGGUCAUUCACAAAGUCUGUUGCCAGUAGCCUCAGCCUUCCCAGGAUCGUGCUGAGGUGUGCUAGCAUGUCUACCUUUUACGUUUAUCAUUCCCUGCCAUUUCUACGAGAAAAGGGUUACUAUCCUCUCCAAGAGACUAAAUCUGAUGAGCCAGUACCAGAGCUUCCACCACUCAAAGUCAAAGACCUACCUCCAGAAGCAAAACAUAACCUCUUGGUUGAUAUAAUUACAGAAAUGGAGAAUUCACAAGGUAUCAUCUGCAACACUUUUGAGGAACUUGAAGAUUUUUAUAUAACAAGAGUACACCAAGUCCUUCCCAUCCCCAUCUUUGCAGUAGGUCCAAUACACAAAAACUCACCAAGUUUUCAGGCUAGCAUAUGGACGCAAGAUCAUACAUCCAUUUCAUGGCUAGAUACACAAGCCCCCAAGUCAGUGCUCUAUGUUAGUUUUGGAAGCAUGGUACAAGUGAGCAAAGCUGAUUUUGUAGAGAUAGCCUGCGGAUUAGCCAACAGCAAGCAGCCGUUCCUAUGGGUAGUUCGUCAUGGCUCGAUUGAAGGAUCAGAUGAAAUUGAUCCACUCCCCUUGCCAGAGGGUUACUUAGACACAAUAGGUCAAAGAGGGAAUAUUGUUAACUGGGCACCUCAACAAGAAGUAUUAGCCCACCCUGCAGUAGGAGGUUUCUGGACUCAUUGUGGAUGGAACUCAAUUAUGGAGAGUAUUAGUGAAGGUGUACCAAUGCUUUGCCUACCUUUCUUUGCUGAUCAGAAUAUAAACACGAGGCACAUAAGCGACCAUUGGAGGAUCGGAAUGGAGCUGGACAAGGGAGUGAAAAGAGGUGAAAUAGAGAGAGCAAUCAGAAAACUGAUGGUGGAAGAAGAAGGUGAAACAAUGAGAAAUAGAAUCACAGCUCUGAAAGAAAAAGCAACUCUUUCUGUCAUGGAAGGUGGCUCCUCAUACAAAUCCUUGGAGAAUCUCACUAAUUAUCUAUUGUCAUUCUAAUCAAUGUAUCCAUUGUAUGAGAUCGCACGUAAGUGUGCAUCAUGCUCUGAAGAAAAUAAACAGUGUCAAUGUUAAAAGGAGCAUACUAGCAUGUGGAAGAACUUUAUGAAAGACUCUUUAAAUAUAUACAGUAUCAUAGAUUUGCAACUACCAAAUAUAGAACAUUUAGUAUCUUCUAACAUAAAUUUUUGAG
Messenger RNA from Chenopodium quinoa (quinoa), 1816 nucleotides. Its product is annotated as UDP-glycosyltransferase 76B1-like. Bases 256 to 1623 code for a protein of 455 amino acids. Gene Ontology annotation, molecular function: UDP-glycosyltransferase activity. The record is from RefSeq and is a predicted model, not a curated record. NCBI's taxonomy places the organism in Eukaryota, Viridiplantae, Streptophyta, Magnoliopsida, Caryophyllales, Amaranthaceae. The transcript has 2 exons.